UGUGUGUUUGGACUCUGUCGACCCUGUGAUUUCUCGAAAGAAGUGAUGUGGUGUUUUUCUCUUGAACUUUGACCUGAUGUGACAGUAACUCAUUGGUUUGGUGAUGUGUGAGAGGAGGACGUGAUACAGGAAUGGGGGCUGAUGCUCUGAAGGAAAACUCAUAUGGUUGCAUUAAAGAGACUCGAUCGAGUCAGACAUGCUUGUCUCAUCUGUGCUCGCCGCUGCAUCUUCUGCCAUCGCUCGAUCUCUGUGUAAACGUCCAGCAGUGAUGCAGAAGAGGAGUAUCAGCGCUGCUGGAGGACUGCGACGCUUUCAGGACAUCCCUCACACCGGCAGUAACGGCUGGAUCAAUCUGCUGCGAUUCUGGAAAGAAGGAAGAUUCAGUCAGCUCCACAAACACAUGGACAACACUUUCAAACAACUCGGACCCAUUUACAGAGAAUAUUUGGGCUCUCAGAGCACUGUGAACAUCAUGUUGCCGAUGGACAUCGGUGAGUUGUUUCGUUCGGAGGGUUUACACCCGCGUCGCAUGACUCUACAGCCCUGGGCGACACACAGAGAGACACGCAAACACAGCAAAGGCGUCUUCCUCAAGAACGGUACAGAGUGGCGUGCUGACAGAUUGCUGUUGAACAAAGAAGUGAUGGUCAGUUCAGCCGUGCGGCGCUUUCUGCCUCUUCUGGAUGAUGUAGCGCAGGAUUUCUGUCGUUCGCUGAGACAGCGGGUGGAGAUGGAAGGUGUGGGUGAGACGGGUCAGCGCAGUAUGACCCUUGACCCCAGCCCUGAUCUCUUUCGCUUCGCUCUGGAAGCGAGCUGUCAUGUUCUGUAUGGUGAACGGAUCGGUCUGUUCUCCUCGACACCAUCACAAGAGUCUGAACGCUUUAUUUGGGCUGUUGAGCGCAUGUUGGCAACGACCCCUCCGCUCCUCUAUCUGCCCCGCCGUCUGCUCCGGCACGCGCCUCUGUGGACUCAACACGCCACUGCAUGGGACAACAUCUUCAGUCACGCGGAGACUCGCAUUCAGAGGGGCUAUCAGCGGCUGCAGACACGUGUCUCAGGGACAGCAGGAGGAUCAGAGGGGAAGUUUUUGGGUGUGCUGGGGCAGUUAAUAGAAGCAGGGCAGUUAUCACUGGAGCUGAUUAGAGCUAACAUCACAGAACUCAUGGCCGGUGGUGUUGAUACGACCGCCGUCCCGCUGCAGUUCGCUCUCUUUGAGUUGGCGCGUAACCCUGAUGUGCAGGAGCAGGUACGCGCCCAGGUGAUGUCAUCAUGGGAACGAGCAGCAGGAGAUCCUCAGAAGGCCCUGCAGGGAGCGCCGCUUCUGAAGGGAACGGUGAAGGAGACCCUGAGACUCUAUCCUGUGGGCAUCACAAUCCAGAGAUAUCCUGUUAAAGACAUCGUCCUCCAGAACUAUCACAUACCAGCAGGGGAGUUAGUUCAGGUGUGUUUAUAUCCUCUGGGACGGAGUCAUGAAGUCUUUCAGAAUCCUCAGCGCUUCGACCCCAGCCGCUGGAGAGGAGCUGACAGAGGGCGCGACAGUGAGAAUGUGACCAUGGAGACGGGUUCUGGUGGGGGGUUUCGCUCGCUGGCGUUUGGGUUUGGGUCGAGACAGUGUGUGGGCCGCAGAAUAGCAGAAAAUGAAAUGCAGCUGCUGUUGCUACACAUCCUGAGGAAUUUCCGACUGACUGUUUCUUCUAGAGAAGAUUUGAACACUAAAUACACCCUAAUACUGAUGCCAGAAUCUCCACCCAGAAUCACCUUCAGUACUCUAUGUGAUCAUGUGCCUGUAUAGAGCUGAGAGCUGCAGGUGUUUUACUGUGAUCUAAUGACCUCACAGACAUCAUCAUCAUCAUCAUCAUCAUCAUCUACUGUACAGUUGUAUUAUAUCAACCGGUUGUAACACA
Molecule: messenger RNA, 1904 nt
Organism: Paramisgurnus dabryanus
Lineage: Eukaryota; Metazoa; Chordata; Actinopteri; Cypriniformes; Cobitidae
Gene: cyp11c1
Product: cytochrome P450, family 11, subfamily C, polypeptide 1
Biological process (GO): cortisol metabolic process; glucocorticoid biosynthetic process; cholesterol metabolic process
Cellular component (GO): mitochondrial inner membrane
Molecular function (GO): iron ion binding; monooxygenase activity; oxidoreductase activity, acting on paired donors, with incorporation or reduction of molecular oxygen
Source: RefSeq, a predicted model, not a curated record